UAUAUCCUCAGUUUCAGACAGCUACCAGCUUCGAGAUUCGACAGAACUCACCUAACCAGAAGAGAGAGAGAGAGAGAAAGAGAGAGCGAGAGAGAUGGGGGUGGUGAUCAUCGACGGCACGACGGUGCGCUCCUUCGUCGCCGACGAGCAGCAGUUCAAGAAGAGCGUGGACGAGAAGUUCGCCGCCCUGGACGUCAACGGCGACGGCGUCCUCUCCCGUUCGGAGCUCCGCCGUGCCAUCGAGUCGAUGCGCCUCAUCGAGUCCGACUUCGGCGUGGACGUGGCCACCCCGCCGCAGGAGCUCACCGCCCUCUACGACUCCAUCUUCGAGCGCUUCGACGGCGACGGCAGCGGCGCCGUCGACCGGGAGGAGUUCCGGUCGGAGAUGCGGGCGAUCAUGCUCGCCAUCGCCGACGGACUCGGGUCGUCCCCCAUCCAGAUGGCGCUCGAGGACGACGACCCCAGCUUCCUCAAGCGCGCCGCGGACCUCGAGGCCUCGAAGCUCGCCGGCGGCGGCGGCGGCGCCGCCAAGUCGUGAGGGCUCCCGUCUCCGCCGGACGAUCGCGGUGAGUGAUGAAUAAAGCUUCGGUAUUUGUAAUAGUUGAACCCGAGAAUCUGUUUUCUCUGCAGUUUGAACGGACCGGUGACCGCACGGUUCGGUUCGGGUCGGGUCGGGCCUAUGUUCGGUCACCUACGUGCCAAUAUUCAUGAAGCAUAAGUGUUUAGAAUAUCGAUUUCGUAUAACACGAGAAAAAUUAAAAAUUGGGUAAGCUCGGAUUAUGGAGGCAUUGGUGGCUAUGCUUCGUGUGGGUUUCGAUUCGCUAAAAUAUCUAAUCAAAUCGAGGAGCAAGCGGCCCAUUGAUUCG
Molecule: messenger RNA, 866 nt
Organism: Syzygium oleosum
Lineage: Eukaryota; Viridiplantae; Streptophyta; Magnoliopsida; Myrtales; Myrtaceae
Exons: 1
Coding region: 95-538 (147 amino acids)
Molecular function (GO): calcium ion binding
Source: RefSeq, a predicted model, not a curated record